Messenger RNA from Danaus plexippus (monarch butterfly), 7047 nucleotides. RefSeq names its product microtubule-associated serine/threonine-protein kinase 3 (gene dop). The record is from RefSeq and is a predicted model, not a curated record. The transcript has 37 exons. Gene Ontology annotation, molecular function: magnesium ion binding; ATP binding; protein serine/threonine kinase activity. Lineage: Eukaryota; Metazoa; Arthropoda; Insecta; Lepidoptera; Nymphalidae. The coding region runs from base 250 to 5133 and encodes 1627 amino acids. Gene Ontology annotation, biological process: intracellular signal transduction; peptidyl-serine phosphorylation.
CAGGCCAUCUUUCAAAACUAAAUAGUGUCACCUUUCGUUGUUUCAAGCCGUGUGUCGCGUAAUUUAUUAUGGCACAAAAUAUGAUACAAAUAUAUUAAAUUUCACAUGUAAUAAAUACCACAUAUCCGAUGUCAUUUAACAAGAGGCAUUUUGAAGUGCAUUUUGCUAUGUGAUGCCUUAUACGAUCGUAGUCGGGAGUUUUUAAUGGCGAAAAUAUUAGUUUAUUUGGGUGUUGUGUAGUGAGUGGCGAUGGAUCGUCGGUGUUCGCAGUCAGUUCGGACGCUGAUUUUUGACGAUUCUGAUUCUGAUCUACCUAAAGGUGUUCAGAAGAAGGAGUUGUCGACAUCAGAAGUGCCGCCUUCUUUGAAUCAAAGCGCUGAAGAUGCGAGCAAGCGAACUAAUCUGGUGCGCAUGCGACGCUCAGCUCUCGGAAAAUCUGCACCGACUCUCUCCGUCCACGUGAAAGAACCAUGUUCUAUCUCCCGUCGACCGUCACGUCUACCGCCUCCACCUCCUCAUCACAGACUUUCGCUUGUGGUGGGUUCAGGUCGGUGUAGUUCACCCGGGACUGGUCCUCUGUCCCCCGCGGAGGGACCUCGCUGGCACCCCCACCACGCUCAUCCACUACAUCAUGCCCUGCUAUCCUCUAGCGUCAAGAGGUCCAAAGAAAUUGACGGUCGCCGGUGGUCGGUGGCAUCUCUACCAUCAUCAGGGUAUGGCACCACUCCGGGAAGCUCCAGCUUGUCGUCGCAAUGCUCGUCUCAGGAGCGCCUGCUGGCGGCACAGCCACCGUGCGAGCCGCCCCGGGCACCCUGUCCUCACUGUCAUCACAAUCAGAACUCCCUCAACAGUUCGCAAGGCAGCGGCAUGAACUGGGCGUCGCUGUCGGACAGCGGGGGCAGUGGGCACACAGCGCGCGCUCCCUCGCCUAGAGCGGUGCCGAGGAGAGUCAGGAGUAGGAGUCUGAGCUCUCCGUCGAGAUCUCCCGGGGCCGGUGGGUCAGAGGGGUCUCGUGAUGACGCCGUGUCUGCUAUGUCCGCUCUUUUCGCAGCGAGGUUCCCAGCUGCUCAGAAAGCCAUGGAUGACAAAUUAAGGUCGCUGAUAGAUGAGCUGGCGGAGUUAGAUAAGAAGCCAGAUCGACCUCCCAUCGAGAGAUUUGUCCAGAGACAGGUGUUAGAAAUGGCGCGCGACUGCCUCCACAAAUCGGAGUCGAAACAGGUGACCAGCUCGUACUUCUACGACAUGGCUGACAGCUUGGACAGACUGCUCGCUGAGACGCGUGAGAAGUCUUCAGAGGCGGGUGCCCAGGUGGCGCCGCUGGUGACUCGCCUGACACUAGCUAUGGCCAGACCGGCUAGACUGCUGGAAUGUCUGGAGUUCGAUCCCGAGAGGUUCUACAGACUUCUGGAAGCUGCCGAAGGACAUGCUAGACACCUGCAGGGUAUGACUACCGACAUCCCCCAGUACAUAAUCCACAAGUUGGGCCUGUCCAAGGACCCCCUGGCGGAGCUUCAUGUGCCCCCACCACCUCCGCCACCACAGAACUCCUCGCCGUCCAAAGUGAGGGGUCGCCAGUCGCCCCCCGGGGGUCAGGGCGGGUCACCCCCCUCCGAAAACGACUAUCAAGUCAUCAAGCUCAUUUCCAACGGGGCUUAUGGUGCUGUUUAUCUCGUUAAACACAAACAGACGAGACAGAGAUACGCUAUGAAGAAGAUUAGCAAGAAUAAUUUGAUCCUGAGGAACCAGGUGGAGCAGGCGUUCGCUGAACGAGACAUCCUGAGCUUUGCUGACAAUCCUUUUGUGGUGACUAUGUACUGUUCGUUUGAGACGAAGCGCCAUCUCUGUCUGAUCCUGGAGUUCGUGGAGGGCGGGGACUGCGCCACCUUACUCCGGGCGGGUGCUCUGCCCCCCGACAUGGCCAGGCACUACUUCGCUGAGGCCGUACUAGCUGUGGAGUACCUCCACUCGUACGGGAUCGUCCACAGAGACCUCAAACCUGAUAAUCUCCUCAUCACUGCGACCGGACACAUUAAGCUCACUGAUUUCGGACUCAGCAAAAUGGGGCUCAUGUCCUUGGCCACCAACCUGUACGAGGAGUACGCGGACCGGGAGGCCAGGCAGUUCUCAGACAAGCAAGUCUGCGGCACGCCCGAGUACAUCGCGCCCGAGGUCAUUCUGCGACAGGGUUACGGCAAGCCAGUGGAUUGGUGGUCGAUGGGCAUCAUACUGUACGAGUUCAUAGUGGGAUGUGUGCCGUUCUUCGGCGACACUCCUGAAGAACUGUUCGCUCAUACAGUUAACGACGAUAUAGAGUGGCCCUCGGAAGACGAUUUCCCUAUAGCAGUGGAGGCGCGCGCCAUCAUCACCGAGCUGCUGGCGAGGAACCCCCGCGACAGGCUCGGCACGGCGGGGACGCAUCAAGUGAAGGAGCACAUUUACUUCUACGGUCUGGACUGGAACAACCUGCUGCGGCGGAAGGCCGAGUUCAUACCGCAGCUGGAGAACGACGAGGACACCAGCUACUUCGACAGCCGGUGCGACCGAUACAACCACAGCGAGGUGGAGACGGACGAGGCGGCGGAGGCCGGCGAGGCGACCGAGGCGCACGAGGACGAGGCCGGCCUCUUCGCCGCCUUCUCCUCCACCUCCCCUCAGUGGCGGCGGCACUAUUCCCACUCCCACUCCCACUCUCACUCCCACUCCCACUCCCACUCUCAGUCUCACUCACAGUCCGCGAUGUCGCACGACUCGAGGAGCACGGACAGUUGGCCGGGCACCCCGGACAGCGCGGGCCCGCCCACCACGCCCACAGCGCCCACGGCGCCCAUGCCGCCCACCGCCAUACACCAUCCUAAAUGCCCCAUGGUGUUUAGUGGUGCGGGAGGGUCGACCGCGGAGUCCUCUCAGACGGACUCCGACGACGUGUCCCCUGCUGCCCGCAGGCGCGCGGCGCUCCGCCCCUUGCACGCGCACCCGCUACACGCCAGUCACGUGCUCGUCGCUAGAAUACCGGAUCUGCCGAAGAAGGAUGACAAAAGCGUCGACAAACCCGAGAGGCCAGACAAGAGUAAGCCGAUAGCACUCGCCAAGUCCAUGAGACGAUCCGCGAGCACCUCGGGCCUCUCACUUGUCAUACAUCCCGCAGAAGACACCCUGACGGUGGUGGCGGGCGGCGCGGGCUCUCCCUGCGCUGGAAACACUUCCUCCACCAACUCCUCGCGGGACUCCUCGCCCUGCAGGGAUCCGCCCUCGCCCUUCGCCCUCGCCAACCACUCUCUGAUCCAGUCGUCCAAGCCUCCGAUCGUGGUGCGUCGUGGGCCGCGCGGCUUCGGCUUCACCAUACACACCGUGAGGGUCUACUACGGUGACACCGAUUACUACACCAUGCAUCAUCUCGUCUCGGCGGUCAGCGAGCAGGGGGCAGCCUGGGCCGCGGGGCUGCGGGCCGGUGACCUCAUCACACAACUCAAUGGAGAAUCCGUACAAGGGUUACUCCACACACAGGUGUUAAGACUGUUGUUGGCGGCCCCGCACGCUACUCUGCGUGCGACGCCUCUCGAGCAGACCACAAUACAGGCGGGCGGCAGGAAGCGUGCGGGCGGGCGGAGGGCGUCCGCCCCGCCUCGUCCCCGGCCACGGAGACGUUGUUCCCUGUUCAGACGGAUAUCGACCAAACGAGCGAGUCAGGAGAUGCACCAGAUGGUAUCCGGCGCGUCAAGUGAGUUACCAUCCCCAGCCGCCUCGCCAGCCACCGACUCGCCACUGCACACCACUCACCCCACCACACACUACCAACGGCCGUCUUCUCUCCACGGUCUUAAACACAAGCUGAGCGGGGGCGAAGUCCGACGCGCCUCGCUCCAACACAUGCCGCUGUCCCCGCUGGCCCGUACACCUUCGCCCUCGCCGCAGCCAGCCCCGGCUUCCCCCACCAGUCGCGGCUGUGAGGCUCGCAGUCCGUCUCCGCUCGCCGCGCGGGAGUGUCGUCGAGCGUGGCCGCGGAGGGACCCCGCCUCGCCGCUUCUGCGACGAGCGUUGUCACCGGACAGACUGCACCCUCGCUCCGCGGAGUCUAAGUGUUCUAUCUCCCCCCUCUGUUGUGGAGGGGGCGCGGCUGGGACGGUCUCAACUCGACGUGGUGGGUCGUGGCGACCCCCGGCCCCCGCCCCGCCGACCCCUCCACCCCCUGAUAAGGUCGAUGAACCCACUCUACCCCGGAUUGCGGAGGAGAAAGACAGUCCCACACACCACGCCGCCAGGCUGCCCACACGCACUCCGGCCAAGCAGAGCACUCCAAGUAUAUUCACGUCGUCUCCCAAGGCGAGUGUGACCCGUGACGCCAGCGCCUCCUUCGCCUCGCUGUCUCUAUCAGACGAGUCCUACGUGGACCUGGAUGUGUCCAACAUAGACACGAGCAACGCACGGACAGAUGACAGCCGCUCGAGCACGGAGAGCGCUCUAACAGACACAAACAAGAAAAGCCUACCUUUACAAGAGUCGACACCUAGCGGCAUGGAAGCGCAACACAAAACAAGGAAGAAGUCCGACUCUAGCCUCAAGGAGGAAGACUUCAAAACUAAGGACAAGUCUAAAGCGAGGCAAGAGAAGCAAGAGAAAGAGUUUAAGAAACAGGACUCUGUCAAGAAGAUGGAGAAAGCUGAGGUGAAAGUGGAGGAAAAACGCCAAGACGUUAAAGAAGAAAAGGCCAAAGAGAAGGCCAUGGAGAGAAGCGGGUCCGUGAGGAAGCAAGAUAAGCAAGAAACGAAGGAGGCUAAGAAGCAAGAGAAGCAAGAAAGAGCAGAGAAGAAGCAAGAGAAGAUGGAAGCGAAGAGAUCGGAGUCCAUGAAGAAGAUUGAAUUGAAGAAACAAGAGUCUUUCGAAGUUAAGUCCCCGGAAGCGGAGAGCGAGGGUCGCAAGAGUAUGGUCAGCAAACUGCUGGGCGUGAUGGGCAGGAAGAGAGACGAGGAGACGACCAGGAAGGAGAAGAGAGAUAAGAAGAAGAACACAGCGAACCAACAACCACAGACCUCGGCACAGAAGAUAGACACAGACAAAAACGAGAAGCAGGAGGAGGAUAAGAAGACGAAGAAGGGGCGAGGGAGAGCCUCCAGCUCCUCGUCGGGGGAGAAGUAAUGACGGCAGAGGCAGAUAGAUAUGUUAGAAAGAGACGCAUAUAUGUGGCUCGGUUCAUUCUACACGAGCCGCUUACAACGUAGAGAGAUAUAUAUUUUUGUCCUUUUGUCGUAGUUUAGUUGAUAUUAAGAUUUCUAUCAGUGUAUUAGAGUACAAUUUUGAAUGACACAAAUUGCUACGUAGGUGUAUAGUGUUCAGUGGCUGUAACACGCACCGUGUCCGCUGGGACGGAUUUGAUGAUGACAUGAACAUUUCCAGGUAUAAAUUUUUUCUUUUUGUAAAAUUAAUUCAAAAUAAACUGUCUCAAUUUAAUAUAUUUAAUACAUUGAUAAUAAUACAGUAUAGAAUAGACCAAAAUUUGUAUAUCGACGGACGGAAACUAAAUUCUAUGUGUAUGUGAGUAAGCACCAUUUUUCAUUACAUCUUAAUGAUUUUUAAUAUGGAUGUUGUGUGUGAUUAUGAAAAUUAAAAAACAUAUACCGCUGUAAGCUUCUAGACUGUUUAGAUGUAUUCGAUAAACUGUAAGAGCGGGGUCCGUUAAUGUACCCCAGAUGUUUGAUGACAGACGUCUGGGAUCCUCGGCACCCCUCAGUAUUAAUUGUAACGAGGCAUUAUUUGUCUAUGAUUUGCUUAUAUUUUUUUUUUCUAAUGAGCGAUUAUUUUGUGAUAUUUUUAAACGUACUUGUUUUUUUUUUAUUUCGUUUAUUUUAUUUUUUCUGUAUAUUUCAAAUCGCUUCUUUUUAUGUAAUGUAAGUGUUUAUGUUUGUAACUAUCGCGUCAUGUUAAAUGCUCGUCACCUACGCUAUGUUAUUUAUAUUAACUAUAUACGUGUAAAUAUGUCUGUGUACUGACGUGCAAUUGUUGUUAUUUUUUAGAACAUUUCCUCUAACCGUAUAAACACGUUAACAUUCCGAGACAGUGCCAUAUUUUGCUUCCGCUGAGCCGAUUCUAUCUAUACACACGAACAAGUACAUAAAUCGCUUUUUACUAUCCAGAGGCUUUUUAAUAUCUAUUAAAUGAUAAAUUAGUAAAUUAAUUAUUAUAUUUUUUUUUAUAUUAAAUAUAUUUUAUUACUACACUUUCGAAUAUUGUUGUCGCUUAUUAACGAUUCGUAUUUGUAGAUGUUUUUAGUUCAACCGAUAGAUGUUAAACUUUUCCCGUAAAAGAAACGUCCACCCCUUUGAAUGCGUUAACUAAAUCAACACUUUGCUUGUUAAUUUUUGUUUUAUUACAAAAAGAUAAUAAGUAAUUAAUUUCAAUUGUUUAAUUGUUUAAUGUUUUGUAAAUAUCGCGUAAAUUUAGUUUUCGUAUGAAUGUUAUAUUGUGACUAGGAUUUUUUUUUAUAUAGUUAACUUUUUCAAGUACAUGAAGGUGUGAUAUAUAUUUUUUUAUGUAAUAAGUUCGUUCCGUAUGAAUAUUUCUGAGCGCACUGUACAUUGACACUAAUACGUAACGUGUAAUACUCAUUGGUUGGAUGUAGUUUUGUUUUGCAUGUAUUUUUUGGCAAUACAGGGUAAGAGUGUGCACUUGCCCUUAUGUUUUUGGUGUAUACCGGCUUAUCUGGUGACGUCCUCGCUGGAGUAUCAACGGAUCAAAAGGAACUCGCUUCGGGACCAUCGCAUCGUUUAUUGAGUUACAGCUUCAUGUUUUAUUAGACCUUCAGAAUUAUUGUGAAUAUUUCUCUAUAUGUCUAGUGUAAGGUCACGCGAGGUCGCAUGUAUGUGUUGAAUUUAGUUUAGAAUUAAAUUUUAUUUUACAUACUAUGUUGUCUGCCAUUAAAAAUUUAUGCGUAAUUAGGCGUAAAGCAUUGAAUGUGAUUUAACUAAGUGUUUAGAGUCGAUGAGGAUUUUUUUGUUUUCUUAGUAAAUGUGUGCGAUUCGAUAUAAAUACUGAAUAAAGUCAAAAUAAGCUGUU